AUGACCACCCAAUGUAAUACCCUUAAGCCCGUCAGAGCCAAGAAAAAUUUCACAAUGUUAGAAAGGGAAAUGGUACCGGAGUAUGAUUUUAGUUUAAAAGACAGGAAGUGGUCACCUUGGCAGUUGAUUUUAACCAGCAAUAUCAAUUACUCCAAAAAGACAGAUUGGUACCAAUAUAAAUCCUUUUACGUUAAAAAGAACAUAGAAAUGCUAGAGGAUAAUAAUCCUUCAUUAUUUGAACUGGCGAUACAAAUACAACCAGGAUCAAAACGACACGUUGUAUAUAAUCACAUAUCAAGAUGCAUUACCGGGAAAACGUGGGAACGCCGGCUAUUCGCACAGAGGAACAUUAGAAAACAAGUUGACAAAGUCGCGCAACGAGGAUUUUCAUUUUAUUUACGUCGACUUCCACUUACGGAUGCCAAAAUGGAGAGAAAUAUUGUGAACAUUUUAAAGAAAUAUGACUAUGCUUGGAAGAAAAUUCGAAAUAGAAGAUCUUGUCACCGCCGAGUGGAAAUUGGUCAUCAUCUGAUAUCUGAUAAUAGUUUAUAA
Lottia gigantea (owl limpet) is the source of this 552-nucleotide messenger RNA. RefSeq lists its product as hypothetical. NCBI's taxonomy places the organism in Eukaryota, Metazoa, Mollusca, Gastropoda, Lottiidae. The transcript is spliced from 2 exons. The record is from RefSeq and is a predicted model, not a curated record. The coding region runs from base 1 to 552 and encodes 183 amino acids.